Messenger RNA from Momordica charantia (bitter melon), 1623 nucleotides. Its product is annotated as WRKY transcription factor 72A. Gene Ontology annotation, molecular function: DNA-binding transcription factor activity; sequence-specific DNA binding. Gene Ontology annotation, biological process: regulation of DNA-templated transcription. The record is from RefSeq and is a predicted model, not a curated record. Lineage: Eukaryota; Viridiplantae; Streptophyta; Magnoliopsida; Cucurbitales; Cucurbitaceae.
CAGUAGAGAGAGAGAGAAAUCAUGGAGAUUGAUCUGUCACUGAAAAUAGAUCAUCACAAAGGAGAGUAUUGGAAAGAAAAAACUCAGCAAAAAGAUGAAGAAGAAGAAGAAGAAGAAGAAGAAGAAGAAGAAGAAGAAGAAGAAGAAGCUUAUGAUCAAGAAAUAAUGGAAAAAAUGGUGGAAGAAGCUGUUGUUGAAGCUGAUCAUCACCCUGAUCUUGCUGCCUCUAGUUUGAAAGUUUUCUUGCCACACAACAUUAAUGGAGGAGAGAUUUCAGAGUUGCAGACGGAGAUGAAUCGCAUGAAGGAAGAAAAUAAGCUUCUGAGAAAAGCAGUUGAACAAACAAUGAAAGAUUACUAUGAUCUUGAAAUGAAAAUUGCUGUCAUCCAACAAAACAACCUCCACAAAAAGGACUCUCGUAGCUUUCUACCAUUCAACAAAAGCCAUGAUGUACCGAAAACAGACCUUGAACUUAGAGAGAUGGCGAAGAAGAGACGAGUAAUUCGGUCGCCAUCGAAAGACGACGGAAUGAGAGAGAGCGAACUAGGGUUAUCAUUAGGACUUCACACAAACAGUAGCACAGCUGAUUUAGAGCAACAAGAUGACCAAAGGGAGGGAGAAGAGAGAGACAAGAAGAAGCAGGAAGAUUUAAGAGUACCCAACUUCAACUCAGUCCAAAACAAGCCUCAAAGGCCUGAGUUGCAAGGAAUUGCACCCCCACAUAACAGAAAAGCUAGGGUUUCUGUGCGAGCAAGAUGUGAAGCUGCCACUAUGAAUGAUGGUUGCCAAUGGAGGAAAUAUGGUCAGAAAAUUGCUAAAGGGAAUCCAUGCCCUCGAGCCUAUUAUCGUUGCACAGUUGCACCAGGAUGCCCAGUUAGAAAGCAGGUACAAAGAUGUUUGGAAGACAUGUCGAUUCUGAUAACAACGUACGAAGGAACACACAACCAUCCACUCCCUGUUGGAGCCACAGCCAUGGCUUCCAUAGCCUCAGCACCACCUUCCUCUUCUUCUUCCUUCAUGUUCUUAAACUCUCUUCCAAACCCUAAUAUUAAUAUCUUGAAUUCCUCUUCAUAUUCUACAAACCCUAAUCUCUACCCCUCACCCUCCAAUAAUUGGAUCAACCCCUCUCAUUCUUAUUACCACACCAACAAUCAUUUUCAGCCUCAUGAUCUUUUGAAACCGUCCGAAGAUCACAAGCCCCCGUUGACGCCAGAGAGCGUCUCCGCCAUUGCUUCCGACCCCAAGUUUCGAGUCGCGGUCGCAGCCGCCAUUUCGUCGCUCAUUAACAAAGACGGCCAGCAUCAGGACGGCGGCGGAGAAAAGAAGAAGGAAAUGGGGUUCGUUGUGGACUAAAGGUUUGGUUUUUGGAACUAGAUGAUCAGUUGUUUCUGAAAUGGCUGCAGGUUAAACCAUUUGAGAUUAUUUUCCUUUUUUUUUUUCUGCUUGAUCAAAAGAUCAUCUGUGUUUAUAUUUGUAGUUUUUUAUUUCAUUUUCUGAUAAGAGUUUUGUAAGAAUAAUUCAACGAAUCAAGGAAUAAACACCUACGUUGUUUGAUGUUAUAUUGACAUCAAUUGAAUGUGGGGAAUAUGAUAUGGGAAAGAUCAACUUUUUCAUUUUCUUUUC